This is a messenger RNA of Lineus longissimus, 1584 nucleotides long. Its product is annotated as betaine--homocysteine S-methyltransferase 1-like. Gene Ontology annotation, molecular function: methyltransferase activity; zinc ion binding. NCBI's taxonomy places the organism in Eukaryota, Metazoa, Nemertea, Pilidiophora, Heteronemertea, Lineidae. The transcript has 8 exons. The record is from RefSeq and is a predicted model, not a curated record. The coding region runs from base 182 to 1252 and encodes 356 amino acids.
CCGCCAUUUUGGUUCACUCGGAAAGUCAUCGUCUCAAUCUCUCUCACAAAGACAUGUUUUUACUGCCUGAAGGGUAUUAAGAAUCGCUUUGAGUUGCUAAAAUCAAGAUAGACUUUUAUCUCACGGACAGUUAGCUGAGCACACAGCACUGCGCGACGGUUGGCUGAAGUACAAAUCAGCCAUGGCACCAAAAGUUAAAGGUCUAUUGGAGCGUCUUGACGAUGGCGAAUAUGUCAUCAUCGCCGAAGGAUACGUCUUCGAAUUCGAGCGGAAAGGUUACCUGAGCGCUGGACCCUACACUCCUCAGGUUGUGCUGGAACAUCCCCAUCUCGUCAAGGCAAUGCACGAAGAGUUCGUCCACGCUGGCAGUGAUGUCGUUCUUGCCUUCACGUAUUACGGAAACCGAGAAAAAAUGCGCGUGAUUGGAUGGCAGGACCGCGUUGAAGAGAUGAACAUGGAGGCUCUCCGGAUAGCCCGGGAGGUGGCCGACGAAACGGGCACUCUGAUGGCUGGGAAUAUUUGUAAUACUACCUGUUACGAUCCUAAUGAUGAGUCCACAUGGGAAUAUACCAAACAGUGCAUUGAGGAACAAGCGCAGUGGGCUGCUGAGGGAGGAGCGGACUUCAUAGUGGGAGAAACAUUCGCCGAAUAUGAUGAAGCGAAGAUGUGCUUGGAUGCGAUUUUAAAGCAUGGGAAAGGUGCACCAGCAGUGGUAACAUAUUCGCCAAUUAUGGACAAUACAUUCAUGUACCAGUCCAUGACCUUGGCAGAGGGAUGUCGGUUGUUGGAGGAACACGGGGCAGAUGUAGUUGGGCUGAAUUGCGCUCGCGGUCCGAAGACGAUGCUCCCUCUGAUCAAGGAAGUGAAGAAAUCUUGCAAGGGGCACGUGGCCUGCCUUCCUGUUGCGUAUCGUACUGAUGAAGAACACCCCACGAUGCAGUCACUGGUCGGCAUGGAAACAGGCACGCGAGCCUUUCCAUUCGACCUGGACGAGUGGUUCAUUGGGCGAACCGCUGUCGAGAACUUCACCAAGGAAUGCAUGGACCUCGGUAUCAAGUACCUUGGUCUGUGCUGCGGGGGCUCCGCGCACACACUUCGGACCAUGGCGGAGACAGUCGGGAAAAAGCCUGUGGGCAGCCAGUACUCGCCCAAGAUGGAAAUGCACACUCACUUCGGAAAUAAAGAUACUGGCAUUGGCACUUAUAACUUGUCAUGUGCUGAGUUUGUGGACGCUGGCUUGGUCAACAAGUGAUCGAGUGCAUGUUUGCACAAUUUGCCCAUGUUGCCCUUAUGCAGUGUAGUUUUAGAGACGUCAGGACUGUACACGGUUUCAAUGCGAAUCUGAACUGAGUGCAAGACGAUUCAUUAUAUUACAUUUUUAAUGCUCUGUAUCAUGGAUUCCUUGAUGGAAAUUCUUAAUCAUAGAGUCUGUGGGCCAUCAUAGAAUCUGUGAUGCUCAUCCUCCGUCAUUACUGUGAAACAAAAAACCAAACCUCUUGUAAAUUGAAUUAUACAGCUAACAAUAGAACAAUUCAUUAUAUGUAUGCAAGUUAAUCUAAUAAAAUAUCGGGCAACUAUGAUUAA